AAAUAUUUUCAAUCAACAUGCAACGAUGCUGAUAUUUUUAUUUUGUAAUAUUUAUUCCUGCGUUCAAAUAAAUAACAACGAUAUUGAAACAUUGUAAAUAUAUGUACACGUUACUGGUAUCAUUAUUUAUCUAAAUAUAUCGUCAAGUAUCAUUUGAAAGAGGCAUAAAUAAUAAAGUUAUAUAUAGUGAGAACUCGUCUUUGUUAAAUAUCGGUAACCUGUAAUCAGUUAUUGCACAUGCAAACAAAAACAAAAAAAAAUGAAACUCGUAUGUGCGCAUUAAUUUUUACUUCAGAAAAGUGGAAAUGUUUUAUGAUUUAACCGUGAAAUACCAUAUAAAAAUAAAAUAAACGCAAUGAUAGUGUGAAAAGUGCUUUUUUUUUUAAACGAUACAAGCAUAACCUUAGAUUUUGGUAAAAAUAUGAAAUUAGUUGACACAAGAAUCUCACAAAUAUCGUGCUAAUAAAGUGUAUUUUACUUUAAGGAGAUUAUUCAAAUAAUGUAUUGUAAACGUUUUAAUGGAUAAACAUUAUUUUUAUUGUAAAAAAACAAUAAACGGAAAAAAGAUGUGCGACAAGUAUAUAAUUGGUUAUUCUAUAUCUGAAAAAAAGCGACAAAAAUUUAAUUGGAACGAUUUUUAUAGUGUUUGUGAAUCCGAAGGGUUCUUAUUAAAAAUGAUUGACAUAAACUCCGAUCUUGAACCUCAGGGACCAUUUCAUGUUUUUAUAUACAAGCUGACCGACAAACUAGCCAAUGCUGAAAAUGGUGAUCAAAAUGCCAAAGCAAUUAUUUCAAAAAUUCAGCGAUAUUUCUGUCAGCAUCCUAAAAUAGUACUUAUCGACCCAUUGGACAAUGUUAAAAUUUUAAUAAACCGUUAUAAAUCGUAUGAAAUCCUGCAAGAACAUGUACAGUUUAAUGAUGUAUUUACUCCAAGGUUUGUAGAAAUUAAAAGUAAAAGUAACGUUGAAAAUAUAUCGCUGUUGAAAAUGGCAGAUAUUAAGUUUCCAUUUCUUUGCAAACCGCUUAUUGCUCAGGGUUCCAGCGAUGCUCAUAAGAUGAUGGUGAUUUUCAAUGAACAGGGUUUGAACGAUUGUCAGCCACCUUGCGUGGCUCAAGAGUUUAUCAACCAUAAUGCGAUUGUUUACAAAAUAUAUAUAGUUGGUGAACAUUUUCAUGUAGUUGAAAGACCCAGUUUUAAAAAUUUUUACCAACAAGACUGUUCCGCAUUAAACACAAUAUUUUUUAACUCUCACGAUAUAUCAAAGAGUGGUUCUAGAUCUAAAUGGUCCAUUCUGGCGGAAGAAGACAUUCCAUUAACGGUAAAACCAAAAUACGAAACAUUGGACAAGAUUGUCAAGAAAGUAACAGAACUGUUUGGACUUCUUUUGGUUGGUGUCGAUGUUGUUAUUGAAAAUCAUACUGGAAAAUAUGCAAUAAUUGAUGUUAAUGUGUUCCCCGGUUAUGAUAGCUAUCCUAAUUUUUUUGAACAGUUAAUAAGCUGUAUCAAAAAAUUGUUGGUCAAACAAACAGAAUCGGAAGAAAAUACGAAAAGUUAUACGCUAAAAAAAUGUUUGAACGAUGAUCUAGAUUCUGGUUUCGAAAGUGAUGAGAAAAAGAAAUAUUCUGCAAAGACAAAUAACUAAUAUGAAUAACAAACAAAGUAAACGGAUGAAUUCUAUAUCAAACUGAUAUUCCAGUUAAUUAUAUUGUAACAAGUACAAAAGGGAAUAAUUUAAAAAAGAAGAAAAAAGGAAAGGAAGAAACGAUAGACUUUUUUUAUAAUGACGUCGUUUAUAUUUACUUCUAAAACCACCUUAAAUUGUUGUAGCAGAUCUGCGUUCUACAAUUAGAUGUAUUCAUUUCUCUUUUAUAUUUUCAGUUCAUUUUUUUCUACUUACAUACCUGUAAUAAAUAGAACCGUCUUUCUUUUGUUUUUUGUACUAUCUGCACUGAAUAUUUUUUUUAUUUUUUUUUUGUUUUUUUAAAUAAUAAAUUAGCCCACUGUGGUACGAAACGCAUGACUGCCAAAGAA
Messenger RNA from Osmia bicornis bicornis, 2032 nucleotides. RefSeq names its product inositol-tetrakisphosphate 1-kinase-like. Gene Ontology annotation, molecular function: inositol-3,4,5,6-tetrakisphosphate 1-kinase activity; inositol-1,3,4-trisphosphate 6-kinase activity; inositol-1,3,4-trisphosphate 5-kinase activity. Gene Ontology annotation, cellular component: cytoplasm. Gene Ontology annotation, biological process: inositol trisphosphate metabolic process. The record is from RefSeq and is a predicted model, not a curated record. NCBI's taxonomy places the organism in Eukaryota, Metazoa, Arthropoda, Insecta, Hymenoptera, Megachilidae.